CCGCGAAAGUCUGUUCUUGAAACAAGUGGUGGAUCUGAUCUGAUAAGUACCCAGUAAUUCUCCGUCCACUGUGUAUCAGAUAAAGUCCACCUCUUCCUUCACUUCGCUUGGGUUCUGUAAUGGACAAGCCGGAAAUCGCUGAUGUCGAUUCGGAGGACAAGAAGCUCGGCUUCAGUAACACGAGUCAUCUUAACAAUGAUGCUGCCCCCCUUAAGGGUAGCAUUGAUCUAGCUGCGGCUCGACGAGCCCGUACUAAAAUCGACCUUGUUGUCCUUACCACGUCGACCAUUGUUUUGUUCCUGAAUUUCCUCGAUAAAACGAACAUAGGGAAUGCUGCAAAGGCAGGGCUUUUAGAAGAUCUCCACAUGUCUUCGUAUAGAUUUUCCGUCGUUCUGAGCCUCUUCUUUAUACCAUUUCUACUCAUAGAGCUGAUCUCCAACUUUUUUUUCAAGAGGAUUGGUGCCCAAAUAUUUAUACCUGGCCUUGUGAUCGCAUGGGGCAUAGUAGAAACAUUCCAAGGUUUCGUCACAUCCUAUCACGGAUUAAUCAUUUGUCGUCUGUUUCUAGGACUGACUGAAGGGCCCCUGGUUCCGGCGCUCCUCCUAUAUCUGUCGGAGCUAUACAAACGGCACGACUUGCAAAAACGGAUAGCUAUGUUGUUCAGUGCCUCGAGCCUUGCAGGCGCAUUUUCUGGGCUUUUGGCUUAUGCUAUCGUUCAUCUUGACGGCAAAGCUGGUAAACCGAACUGGAGUUGGAUCUUCUUCUUAGAGGGGAUCUUUACUGUCAUAUUUGGUAUCGCUUCGUACUUUUGGCUACCUAAGGAUAUUGCGAAAAAAUCCGCAUACAUAACUGCAAUUCAAGAAGACACCGCCCUCGACAGAGUCGAUGAUGCAUUUCAGCUCUCAAUCGUAUGGUCGUCUCUCACGGCGCCCCAUAUUGUACUCCUAGGCACUGCUGGUUUCUUUGCUGGUACGUUGAGUUUGUGCUCCCGUGCUUCGCUACUUUGUCACAAGUAUCCCCCAGGUUACCUCACCAAUGGACUGGCAUACUUCAUCCCAACUGUAGUAGGGAGUCUAGGUUACUCGCCCACCGAAACCCAGCUAUAUGGAGUUCCUCCCUUCGCCUGCGCGUUUGUCUUGAGCAUGAUGGCCGCCUAUUUCAGUGACAAAUAUCGUUGCAGAGGGCUAAUUGCUCUUGGCGCAAGUUUCAUCACUCUUGCAGGUUACGUUGUGAUGUAUUGUAUGGCUCUAUUCGCCCAAACGAUUGGCACAUCCAUCACUUCUCCUUGCGCGCUUGCGUUGAUCGCGAAUAAUGCCUAUCCUCACUAUCGUCGUGCUACAGCUAUCGCAUUUGGAAUCGUCAACAGCAGCGCUGGAGGAAUAUUGGCGGUGUGGAUGUAUCACGAUGCCCCUCGGUUCCAUAAAACGACGAAGCUUAAUGUUAGCUGCACUAUUGUGUUCAUCCUACAUAUAUGUCUGAUACUUGGCUAUCUUUAUUACAAGAACUUGCAGAAGGCCAAAAAGCGCGGGCUAUACAAUAACAUUCCAGACGAUAACGUUGAAGAGAAGCGGAGGCUAGGUGAUGGACACCGAGACUUCAUAUACACUCUCUGAUCUAGGUCUGGUUCGGG
Cantharellus anzutake is the source of this 1630-nucleotide messenger RNA. Its product is annotated as MFS general substrate transporter. The transcript has 18 exons. Gene Ontology annotation, cellular component: membrane. NCBI's taxonomy places the organism in Eukaryota, Fungi, Basidiomycota, Agaricomycetes, Cantharellales, Hydnaceae. The coding region runs from base 120 to 1613 and encodes 497 amino acids. The record is from RefSeq and is a predicted model, not a curated record. Gene Ontology annotation, biological process: transmembrane transport. Gene Ontology annotation, molecular function: transmembrane transporter activity.